GCUUAUAGCUCAUGAAAAUCAGAAAUCCAGUGUCUCAAAUUAUUAGAUUAUUUCCUAAGAUCAAUUUAAAAAAAAAGGAUUUACAAUACAGAGAUGUCCAACUUCUGAAAAGUAUGUUCAUUUAUAUACUCAGUACUUGGUUGGGGCUCAUUUACCACGAAUUACUGCAUCAAUGCGGCAUGGCAUGGAGGCAAUCAGCCUGUGGCACUGCUGGCGCGUUACUGAAGCCCUAGUUGCUUUGAAAGCGGCCUUCAGCUCAUCUGUAUUUUUGGGUCGGGUGUUUCUCAUCUUCCUCUUGACAAUAAUGCAUAGAUUCUCGAUGGGGUUCAGGUCAGGCAAGUUGGCUGGCCAAUCAAGCACAGUAAUAUCAUGGUCAGCAAACCAUUUGGAAGUAGUUUUGGCACUGUGGGCAUGAGCUAAGUCCUGCUGGAAAAGGAAAAAGGAAAUCGGCAUCUCCAUAAAGCUUGUCAGCAGAUGGAAGCAUGAAGUUCUCUAAAAUCUCCUGGUAGAUGGCUGCGUUGACUGUGGACUUGAUAAAACACAGUGGACCAACACCAGCAGAUGAUCUGGCACCCCAAAUCAUCACAGACUGCAGAAAAUUUACACUGGACUUCAAACACCUUGGAUUCUGUGCCUCUCCACUCUUCGUCCAGACUCUAGGACCUUGAUUUCCAAACGAAAUGCAAAAUUUACUUGGAUCUGAAAAGAGGACCUUGGACCACCAAGCAACAGUCCAGUUCUUUCUCUCCUUAGCCCAGUUUCAUAGCAGCACCAAGUUUCUGGGUGUGCACAUCUCUGAAGACCUGUCCUGGAGCAACAACACUGCAUCACUGGCCAAAAAAGCCCAACAGCGCCUGUACUUCCUCCACAAACUGAGGAGAGCAAGAGCCCCGGCCUCCAUCAUGCACACAUUCUACAGAGGCACCAUCGAGAACAUCCUGACCAGCCGCAUCACCGUGUGGUACGGCGCCUGCACCGUGUCCUGCUGCAAGACUCUGCAGCGCAUCGUGAGAGCAGCUGAGAGGAUCAUUGGUGUCUAUCUCCCUUCUCUAAUGGAUAUCUAUAACUCCAGCCUCACCCGCAAAGCCAUCAGGAUUGCAGGUGACCCCACCCACCCAUCUCACAGCCUCUUCAGUCUGCUGCCGUCGGGGAGGAGACUGCGGAGUCUCCGGGCCAAAACCAGCAGGCUCAAGGACAGUUUCUUUCACCAGGCGGUCAGGAGGCUCAACUCCCUCCCUGUUCUGCCCCUCCUCCCCCCUCUGCCCCCUGCCACAGAUUCUGCCCGCACACCCCCCUGCCCCCCCUUCAGCAUCUGACAUGUCACCCUCACAGUCCCCCCCCCCAACACACACACACACACACACACACACACACACACAUACAUACUCUCAACGUUCAUUAACACACUGAACUCAGGGACUGCACAUUUCACUUUACCUUGCUCAUUUGCACUAUUCUGCACUACCUCACCUUAACAGCUAUUAGUUUAUUGUUUAUACUGCUUAUUUCAUGUUUACCUGCUAUGCCUCAAGUGCCCUUGACUGUUUAUUUGCUCCAAUUUAUGUGUGUGUGUGUGUAUAUAUAU
Molecule: messenger RNA, 1585 nt
Organism: Neoarius graeffei (lesser salmon catfish)
Lineage: Eukaryota; Metazoa; Chordata; Actinopteri; Siluriformes; Ariidae
Exons: 2
Coding region: 681-1316 (211 amino acids)
Molecular function (GO): 2-oxoglutarate-dependent dioxygenase activity; methyltransferase activity
Source: RefSeq, a predicted model, not a curated record